This is a messenger RNA of Aspergillus fijiensis CBS 313.89, 1598 nucleotides long. It is a transcript of the gene cwc2, whose product is annotated as active spliceosome conformation promoter CWC2. Bases 9 to 1142 code for a protein of 377 amino acids. The transcript has 5 exons. Gene Ontology annotation, molecular function: metal ion binding; U6 snRNA binding; pre-mRNA binding. Lineage: Eukaryota; Fungi; Ascomycota; Eurotiomycetes; Eurotiales; Aspergillaceae. Gene Ontology annotation, cellular component: Prp19 complex; U2-type catalytic step 1 spliceosome; U2-type catalytic step 2 spliceosome. The record is from RefSeq and is a predicted model, not a curated record.
CCUUCAUCAUGGCAGACACUACGACGGAGACCACGCCCCCCAGCGUGGCAGAGACCACGCCAACAGAGCCUACUCCCCAGCCCGACGCGGUCGUCAAGAAGCGCAUCAUUCGCAAGAAGCGACGCCCCGCGCGCGUCCAGGUCGAAGCCGACAAGGCCAAGGAGAUUCAGGCCCAGUUCCAGCCCCAAUCCGGCACAACCUACAACAUUUACUACAACAAAUGGGCCGGCGGCGAUCGGGAGGACUCUUCGCAACAGGCGGCCAAGACACGGUGCAACCUUGCCCGCGACUCCGGCUACACCAAGGCCGACGCGCAGCCCGGCGCACACAUUUGUCUCCACUUUGCCCGAGGCCUUUGCCACCGUGGUCAAGACUGCGAAUACCUUCACCGCCGACCGACGAUUCAUGACAUCACCCCCCCUCAGAUGGACGUUUUCGGUCGCGAGAAGUUCAACGAUUAUCGAGAUGACAUGGGCGGUGUUGGUAGCUUCUUGCGGCAGAAUCGGACGAUCUAUGUUGGUAAAAUCCAUGUCAGUGACGACAUCGAGGAGGUUGUUUCGCGUCACUUCGCCGAAUGGGGCGAGAUUGAUCGGAUCAGAGUCUUGACUAGUCGUGGUGUUGCAUUUGUAACCUACAAAACCGAAGCGAUGGCACAAUUUGCCAAGGAGGCUAUGGCCCACCAGAGUCUCGACCACAACGAAAUUCUGAACGUCCGCUGGGCCACGCAGGAUCCCAAUCCACUGGCUCAGAAGCGGGAAGCCCGCCGCAUCGAAGAGCAAGCCGCGGAGGCUAUUCGGCGCGCCCUGCCGGCGGAAUUCAUCGCCCAGAUCGAAGGCAAGGAUGCCCAUGCGAAGAGACAAAAAACCAGCUACGACCUCGAGGGCUAUGAUGAGCCGGACCAGGUACGCUUUGCCGUGGGUUUGCGGGGAAAUGGAGACGAUCAGCAUGAACAGCUUGCACUGCCGGAACCGCAGGACCAGCACCAGCCGGAGGAAAUUCCGCCGGCGCAAGUCGCGCAGGGCGGCAUCUUCUCCAGCAGUACUCUGGCCGCAUUAGGGGCUGCUCGCGCGUCGGUUUCGGCCAAGCCUCAGCAGGUCGCCUCAUUACAGUCGCUGGUCGCCUACGACAGUGAUGACGAGUGAGGCAGAUGGGAUAGAUGGGCCUCGAAUGAUGACGGUUGAUGGGGACAUGGUCCCUAUGGCAGCAUCUGAGCUCAUUGCCGAUCUGUCCGGUGUCCUUCAACCACCCCAGCAUCAAGUGCGGCCAAUUUCCCUGGGCAUGGUGGUCAUGGCUUCCCACCUUCACAUGUUUCUAGAUACGCCGCGGCACCUGCUGCCGGCGACCCCGGCCAAUCGCAGGGCGCAGGCGCCCACUACAGAUCAGGUGCCAUAACUCUGGUCAGGCGAGCAACCUUGUCCGUCGGAGCGCAGUUGAAGCCGGGUAUGCAACAGGCACAACGGGAUACGCAUACCGGGGGUUGCAAUGCGCGGCCAAGGCUCAAGUUCAUCGCGGGACCGGCAGUCCAGUCUGUAUCUGCUCUGUACGCCGUGUAAUAUUAUGGUAGAUUAGCAAAGUAGCCAUUACAACCACUAGCUUCG